Messenger RNA from Zootoca vivipara (common lizard), 9962 nucleotides. It is a transcript of the gene AQR, whose product is annotated as aquarius intron-binding spliceosomal factor. The record is from RefSeq and is a predicted model, not a curated record. Gene Ontology annotation, biological process: mRNA splicing, via spliceosome. Gene Ontology annotation, molecular function: mRNA binding; helicase activity. Gene Ontology annotation, cellular component: catalytic step 2 spliceosome. NCBI's taxonomy places the organism in Eukaryota, Metazoa, Chordata, Lepidosauria, Squamata, Lacertidae.
GGCGGGCGAAACCAUACUAGGGGGGGGAGAGAGCGGGCGCGACCAAGCGUGGUUCUCAAGAGAGAGGGAGGAGAGACUGGCCUCGUGGAAGAGGCGUGGAACGGGCUUCUGCGCGGAAGCAACAUGGCAGCAGCGCCGGCGAUCUCCUCGGCGGGAGCCCAGCAGGAGCCGCCUGCGCCCAAGAAGAUCGUGGCUCCCACCGUGUCGCAGAUCAACGCGGAGUUCGUGACGCAGUUGGCAAACAAGUACUGGGCACCACAUGUCAAGAAAAGGCUACCUUUUGAGUCAAAGGUUAUUGAAGAUGUGUAUGGAAAAGAAAUUGUUAGGUCCAAAUUUGCAAUUAGAAAGAUCAUGCUUCUGGAAUUUAGCCAGUACCUUGAAAAUUACUUGUGGAUGAAUUAUUCUCCCGAGGUGUCCAGCAAGGCUUAUUUGAUGUCAAUCUGUUGUAUGGUGAAUGAAAAGUUCAGGGAGAACGUUCCCGCGUGGGAGACAUUCAAAAAGAAGCCAGAGCACUUUCCGUUCUUUUUCAAACGUGUGCUGGAUGCUUCCUUGGCUGAGAAUGACAGUGAAUUCUCUCUGCAGGAGCAGACCAUACUCCUGCUCUUCCUUGACCACUGCUUCAACAGUCUGGAAGUAGAUUUGAUCAGAGGGCAAGUCCAGCAGCUUAUCUCCCUGCCCAUGUGGAUGGGGCUGCAGCCUGCUCGUCUGGCACUCGAAUUGAAAAAGACAUCAAAGCUUAGGAAAUUUUGGAAUUUGAUCAAGAAGAAUGAUGAGAAAAUGGAUGAAAAUACUCGGGCACAGGCAUUUCAAGAAAGAAGAUUCCUUUCGCAACUGAUCCAGAAAUUCAUUACUGUAUUAAAAUCAAUACCCAUUUCAGGUCCUCUCUCAAUGGAUAAAGUGCAUUACUGUGAAAGAUUCAUUGAGCUCAUGAUAGAUCUAGAGGCCCUACUUCCAACACGACGCUGGUUUAACACAAUACUUGAUGAUUCCCACCUCGUUGUGCAUUGUUACUUAUCUAGCCUAGCGAAAAGAGGCAAGGAGGGUCAUCUUUUCUGCCAGCUUUUAGACAUGCUCAAAUUCUACACUGGUUUUGAAAUUAAUGACCAGACUGGAAAUGCAUUGACAGAGAAUGAGAUGACUACUAUUCACUAUGACAGAAUUACCUCCCUCCAGAGAGCCGCUUUCGCACAUUUCCCAGAACUCUACAAUUUUGCCCUCUCAAAUGUAUCUGCUGUAGACACACGUGACUCCCUCAUAAAACUUUUUGGGCCUCUAAGUCCAGAAACACUCCACCAGGUGGCAUCGUAUCUCUGCUUAUUGCCAGCCCUACCUGAAGAGGAAGAUACAAGCUAUGACAAAGAGUUUCUGCUUGAGUUGCUGGUGUCCCGGCAUGAAUGUCGAAUUUCUCAAAUUCAACAGCUCAAUCAAAUGCCUCUGUAUCCCACCGAGAAGAUUAUCUGGGAUGAAAAUAUAGUCCCAACUGAGUACUAUUCUGGUGAAGGCUGCCUUGCCCUCCCGAAAUUGAAUCUACAGUUUCUUACUCUCCAUGACUACCUCCUGAGAAAUUUCAACCUCUUCCGCCUAGAGUCUACUUAUGAAAUCAGGCAGGACAUUGAGGAUAGUGUCAGUAGGAUGAAACCAUGGCAAUCUGAAUAUGGAGGUGUUGUCUUUGGUGGGUGGGCUCGAAUGGCACAGCCCAUCGUCUCUUUCACGGUCAUAGAGGUGGCAAAGCCCAACAUUGGAGAAAGCUGGCCCAUGAGAGUCCGAGCAGAUGUCACAAUUAACUUGAAUGUUAGAGACAACAUUAAAGAUGAAUGGGAAGGUCUGCGCAAGCACGAUGUUUGCUUUUUAAUAACUGUCCGACCCACACAGCUUUAUGGUACGAAGUUUGACAGAAGGCAGCCAUUCGUUGAGCAGACAGGCCUGGUAUAUGUGAGAGGAUGCGAAAUCCAGGGAAUGCUGGAUGAUAAGGGGCGUGUCAUUGAAGAAGGGCCAGAACCGAAACCAAGACUGAAAGGUGAUUCUAGAACGUUUAGGGUGUUCUUGGAUCCCAAUCAGUAUCAACAGGACAUGACCAAUACCAUCCAAAGUGGAAGAGAAGAUGUCUAUGAGACAUUUAACAUAAUAAUGAGGAGAAAGCCAAAAGAAAACAACUUUAAAGCUGUUCUGGAGACUAUAAGGAAUUUGAUGAACACCGACUGUGUGGUUCCUGAUUGGUUACAUGACAUUAUCCUCGGUUAUGGAGACCCAAGUAGUGCUCACUAUUCAAAAAUGCCAAAUCAGAUCGCCUCCCUGGAUUUUAAUGAUACUUUCCUCUCCAUUGAUCACUUAAGAGCCAGCUUUCCUGGAUACAGCAUUAAAGUUACAGUUGAAGACCCUGCAAUGCAGAUUCCUCCAUUCAGGAUAGCAUUUCCAGUCAGAAGUGAAGCAGGAAAGAAACGGAAAGAGUGUGAUGAAGAAAAAGCUGAUGGCUCAAAAACAUUGAUUGUUGAGCCCCACGUCAUCCCCAACAGAGGACCUUACCCAUAUAAUCAACCCAAACGCAAUACAAUUCACUUUACCCAUACACAGAUUGAAGCUAUACGCGCAGGAAUGCAACCUGGAUUGACAAUGGUGGUGGGGCCUCCUGGCACAGGCAAAACUGACGUGGCAGUGCAGAUAAUCUCUAAUCUCUAUCACAACUUCCCUGAACAGAGGACCCUGAUCGUUACACAUUCCAAUCAGGCCUUGAACCAGCUGUUUGAGAAAAUCAUGGCUCUCGACAUUGAUGAGCGCCACCUCCUGCGUCUUGGUCAUGGGGAGGAAGCACUGGAGACAGAGAAAGAUUUCAGCAGGUAUGGAAGAGUAAAUUAUGUUCUAGCACGGAGACUGGAGCUUCUGCGGGAAGUUGGCCGAUUACAGGAGAGCUUGGGGGUCCCUGGUGAUGUUUCCUAUACUUGUGAAACAGCUGGCCACUUCUUCUUAUAUCAAGUAAUGUCUCGUUGGGAAGAGUAUAUGAGCAAAGUGAAAGUUAAAGGCAGCAAACCUUCAGAUGUUGCUGAUAUCUGCAGCUUCUUUCCUUUCCAUCAGUAUUUUGCAAAUGCCCCUCAGCCAAUUUUUAAAGGCAGAUCUUACAAUGAAGAUAUGGAAAUCGCCGAAGGAUGUUUUAGACAUAUUAAAAAGAUAUUCACUCAGCUCGAGGAAUUCAGAGCUUUUGAACUGCUCCGCAGUGGACUGGACAGAUCCAAAUACCUACUUGUGAAGGAAGCAAAGAUCAUUGCCAUGACCUGCACGCAUGCUGCUUUGAAACGCCAUGACUUGGUUGAGUUGGGUUUCAAGUAUGAUAACAUCUUAAUGGAAGAGUCUGCUCAGAUACUGGAGAUUGAAACUUUUAUACCACUCCUCUUGCAGAAUCCCCAAGAUGGAUUCAGUCGACUGAAGCGGUGGAUUAUGAUUGGGGACCAUCAUCAGUUGCCACCAGUCAUUAAAAACAUGGCUUUUCAAAAAUAUUCGAACAUGGAGCAGUCUCUUUUUACGCGCUUUGUCCGUGUGGGAGUGCCAACUGUUGACUUGGACGCUCAAGGAAGAGCAAGAGCAAGCUUAUGCAAUCUCUACAAUUGGCGUUACAAGAACCUGGGUAACUUGCCACAUGUGCAGCUCUUGCCAGAAUUCAGAACAGCAAAUGCUGGUUUCCUGUAUGACUUCCAGCUCAUAAAUGUAGAAGAUUUCCAUGGCGUAGGAGAAUCUGAACCCAAUCCUUACUUCUAUCAGAAUCUUGGCGAGGCAGAAUAUGUUGUUGCACUGUUCAUGUACAUGUGCCUGCUAGGAUACCCUGCAGAGAAGAUAAGCAUCUUGACAACCUAUAAUGGCCAGAAACACCUCAUUCGGGAUAUUAUUAAUCAGCGUUGUGGAAAUAACCCAAUGAUUGGAAGACCAAACAAGGUGACAACUGUGGACCGGUUUCAAGGACAGCAAAAUGAUUAUAUCAUCCUUUCACUUGUGCGAACUAAAGCAGUUGGCCACUUGAGGGAUGUUCGGCGUUUGGUGGUUGCUAUGUCAAGAGCAAGACUUGGGCUUUAUAUUUUUGCCCGAGUAUCGCUAUUCCAGAACUGUUUUGAGCUGACUCCAGCUUUCAGCCAGCUCACUGCUCGUCCUCUUCAACUGCAUAUAAUCCCUAUGGAGUAUUUUCCAGCAGUCCGGCAGAAUGGAGAACACCCAUCUCACCAAGUCCAUGUUAUAAAGAAUAUGCCUCAGAUGGCCAACUUCGUGUACAACAUGUAUAUGCACAUGAUACAGAAUACACGCCAGCACAGACAGCAGAACUUGCUGCCUCCUCCAACACUUGUUGAAGAAAUCGAAACACUUCAAUCUCAGGAAAGUGAAGAAGUUCAGAGCAAAGAUCUUGAAAUGGAAAAAGAAACUGAAAUCAAACCCACACCAAUGGAAACUGCAGAAGAGAAAGUUGUUAAUGAGAAACAAAAGGUAGCAGAGGAAAUUGAGGAGGAGCAUCGGAAAAUGCCUGAGCAUCCUGGAAGAGACAGUGAUAGUGAAGACAGUGAAACAGAAGAUGGAACAGAGAAAUGAACUUUUCUUUUUCAAGCGGGCACACAGAGAUGACCAGUCAUAUGUAUAUUUACGAAACAUGUUAGUCAGUAAAACAAGCAACUGUUAACCAAGAGUAAAUUCUGACUAACAUAUCGUUAGCAAAGGAGUGUUUUUACUUGUAUUGUGUAUUUAGUAAAGUGGAGUUUUUUUAAUUAAUCCUUUGUGUAACUCCCCCUUUUUUGAUACUAUAAAGUUCAAUUCAGAGAGAUUUCCAGUCAGGUAUUUUCUCUAAUCAAAUACAAUGUAGAUAGCUAGGGUGAGCAUAGACCACAAUAUUUGGUCCUUAUCCUGAUUUGAUGCUUUGGAAAAGAGAACACUCAGAGAUUGUACAAUUUAGCUCAGGGUUGCCCCAUUUUUCUGCUAGUAAGGGUGAAUUUUAUUUGGAAAAGAUUGCAGUCUUUUACUGUAUUUGCAUCUGAAGUGGUACACCCCAGGAAGUUUUAUCACAUGAUCUGUUUAUAACCGAUGACAUAUUAAUUGUGUCAUUAGCUUGAGGGAGGGAUAACAAUAUAAGAACAUAAACCUUUCUGGAUCAGGCUCUUGGCCAAUCCAGUCCAGCAUAUUGUUUUCACAGGGGCCAGCCAUAAGCUCAUAGUUAUAUGCUUUAUUGACUCAGAGCUAUUUAAAAAUAUAUAUUUGCAGUUUUUUAUUGGAUUUUCUAGUUAAAAGGUUAUAGUUCUGCUACAUCAAAAGAAAACCAAACAAAAUGAAUAAAUCCAAAAUCUAAUAAUUACAUUUGCCUUGCGAGGUUCAUGACUCUGGUGAAAACAUGGUGUCUUGCAACACUUUGGUUUGUUGCUAUCGGGAGUAAGGGUAGAAUAAAUUUGAAAAAAAGCAAAUAUGCCUUUGAUUUUGAUUUCACAGGCAAAAUGUUAAAUAGAUCAGUAAAAUCCUACCAGAGUAGGUGUUCUAGAAUCAUUUUCAAUUGAACAUCCUUCUUUAAUUUUCCAGAUUUACAACUGAGAGAAAUCAUCUUGGCAGAUCAUUUUACAUUUAUAAAUCCUCUGGACAAGCAGUAUGUUCCAAAGUUAACUAUCAUCCAAAUUUCACGUUCUUUGCUGCCAAUGUUGUAUAUUUGCUUGUAAAGUUGCCAAUAGGAUUGCUUCACAAAAAGAUCUAGAUCAUUAAAAUAGCAUUCAAUCUUCAAGCUAUAUUAGAUAUAUUCCAUUAGCCUUGCCUCUGGUGCUGCAGUUUAUCCGCAUACAAAAAUAAGAAGCAUAAUAUUUUUUUCCUCACAGCAUCAGAUAUAGGAUAGCAGACAUCCCCAAACUUCGGCCCUCCAGAUAUUUUGGACUACAAUCCCCAUCAUCCCUGGCCACUGGUCCUGUUAGCUGGGGAUCAUGGGAGUUGUAGGCCAAAACAUCUGGAGGGCCGCAGUUUGGGGAUGCCUGGGAUAGAGAUAUCUUCAUCUAAUGAGAAUCAAUUUGUUCUCAGUCUUUCUUGCACAGACAUUGCACAGAAUCUACACUUGUUAAUUUAGAAACUUAUUCAUUUGCAUUCUUGAAUUGCCUUUCCAGAAGAAAAUAAAAUUGCUUUGGAAAUAUGUGGUUCCAUAAGUUCCACUAUGCAUAAAAAUAAACUGCAGCUUUUUAACCUGUCACUAAUGGUGCACAGCUUAGAGACACUGUGAUACAGUUUCAUAAACUAACAUUCAUAUGUUUAAUCAGGGAUGAAUGGUACAAGGCCUUCAGGCAACAUGUGACCAGCUCAGCUAAGGAUCGUCUGCUUUCUAACCUAUUUUCUAAAAAUAUUCUAGUAUCUAACAACUUAUUUCUGCUUGGUUUUUUUAAUAAAUCCCAACACUGGCAGGAACAGCUGCUGGUAGUUUGUAUGUAUUUAAUGAAGCAACUUGAGAUAUUUUUGCUCAUACUUUAACCUGGUGCCGGGAUGAGAGUCUCAAUAACAAGAGUACAUGGCCCAAAUGAGUGCAAUAAGCAACUGGUGAUAUUUUGCAGAUUCCUUUGGCAAUUGGUGCCUCUUAUAGUGUGGGGGCCAGCUCUUAGACAUGCUUUGGGGACACUGAGCUGUGUGAAGGUGUCUGCACUGGCAUUUGUCAAGCUGGUAAAGUGGGCACAACUUGUGAGGGAUAUGGGGGAAAGUGCCCAAAGACACUGCUUGGAAACAGGAAAUUUUAUUAAGUGUUUUAUAGGCACAUCAUCAAUACAGAAUAUCCAAAGAUGGAUCCUAAAAUUGAAAACUGGCCUGGUCAUCAAUGUUCUAUCAACCAUGGUAUUCUGAUUAUGGGGAACUAUGCACCAUCCAGGUGGGAAACUGAUAAUAAAAGUCUUGGCACAUCAAUCUUUACUGGAGAUAAAUGUGACAGGGCCCAUUUAUCAGCUAUAAAUUCCUGAAUUACCAAGCAGCCGCGUUGGAACAGUCCUGUUAUGCGUCGCAAGGCGCUUCAGCAUCCUGCUGCUUAAAUUUGACAUCUCUGUUGUCAGGAGAGCUAUUUUUAGAUUGAUAGUCUGGGGACAUGGAAUGUUUACUAAUUACUGUACAGGGAAAGGAAUGGACUGUGGGGAGGGAGUGCUCCUUUUUAGCAUUUCUAAGAGUGUUCUGGUGGCAGGGCAAAAUGUUUAAAAGGGACUUUCUUAAAGUGAAGCAUUAACAGGAACAGAUAUCCUAACUGAAGGUGCCUUGUUGGUAUGAGAGGUUAAGAAAUCUUAAAUAAAGCAAAUAUACCCAAGGACUGGUUCACUACAUCGGUGAUAUAUGUAUUUUAUUUUGGCCAAGUUUCCAUUGUGAACAAGGAAGAAAGCCAAAGAGUGUACAGAUGGCCACAUCCUUGCUUCUUGGUGGAUAAGAAGCAAAUGUACUAGUUUUCACCCCAGAGGUGUCCCUUUUACUGCUGCUUUACUUUCUUCCAUGUCAGUGAAUGGCUGCUGUUUAAGAAUGAAAUGCUACCCUGAGGCUGUGCCUCAUAGAGGUGAUGCAACUUGCUGGAUCUCUUGAAAGGCUUCCUUAAAACAUGCACACUGCUCAGCAUAAUGCUAGAUGUUUUGCUAGUCCACAAUAGUGCUGACCUAAGUAAUUGGCUUUUUGAGCUCCCUUUACUCCAGUUCUGAACAUGCUUGGGUCUUGCGGGUUGCAUUUAACUAGCUCCUGCUCAGAAGAGACCUGCUGAAAUUAAUGAACCUAUGUUAGUCGUGUCCAUUAACUUUAAUGGGCCCACUCUGAGUAGGCCUAAUGUUGACUGUCAUGCUAUAUAUUUUACUUUUCUAUUUUAAUAAUAACAGUAUGUGAACAGCAGCCUCCAUCAUCCCUAGCCAGCAUGGGCAAUGGUCAAGGAUUCUGGAAUUUGUAGUCCAACAUGUGGGAGACCCAAGGCUGGGGAAGAAUAACUUCUCCACUGUCCCAUUGCAAGAUAGAACGUCAAUGGAGUGUGUCCUCUUCACAUAUAUGGUGUAUAUAAUACCAGUGGAGAGUGCCCAGUGCUGUCUGGGAAUUUUUAGACACCAAUAAAGUAUUGUGAUUUUUAAAUGGAUAGUGUAAUUUUUGGGUUUGGACUCAUCACUCCAAAAAUCAGGUGAAGUCACAGCAAAGUCACACUUCGGUCCACCAUCUUGAUUCAAACUGGCACCUGGCUUCCAGUUGGCGACAAAGUCUGCCACCCCGACCUCAGGAACCCUCAUGCUGAGUUUGACAAUGAUAUCUGGAGAGGUGACCAAACCUAUGCCCCAAAAUGGGGAAAGUCAUGCCAAAAUGAUUUUUUUUAGACUGCCAUCUUGACACAAAAUGGUGGAGAGUGUCCAAACAUUGAUGAAGGCUGCUGCCCCAACCUCACGAACCCUCAUGCUGAGUUUGGCAAUGCUAUCUUGAGUGGGGUCCAAACACACAGAAGGCAGACAGACUAUUUUCUAAAAUAUAAAAUAGAUAGAUGGGUAUGCAUCCUUAUGUGCACCACAUAUUAGCACCGGAGAGGUAUUCUUAAUAAGUAUUUCUGGAGUGUCACAAGCAGUUUUUAUCUGGGAAUGUAAUUAGCAGGUAGGCAUUAGCAUUACUAAUAACUGAAUUUGCAUGGGGGGGGGGAAUCUGUUAAGUGCUAUGCAUGCAUGGGAUAGAUUGUAAUUGUUUUGCCUGUUAGCCAUGUUUUGCCAAAAUUAAUUCCUGUCAAUAUGGUGUAUACCUCUAUCUUUACCCCCAUUGUUUUCAUCAUUCUAAUGGCAGAAAGCUUAACUGAAUUCUGCACAACCUUCAGCUAGAGCAGCAGCCUUCGUCUUUUGGUCCUGUUGCAGCCUGAAAAUCAAGGGAUUGGAAAAAUGGUUUAAUGACUGUUCACUCUCCCCUGACCCUUUAAAGAGAAGUCAAAUUGUCACAGUGGGAGAACUUGCCCUUUUAACUGCUGCCAUGUUGCAUUAUAACCUGAAAAAGUACAGCCAGGUUGACAAUAAUCUCUGCUGUUGCUAUCUUUUUCUUUUUCUUUUUGUGGGACUCCUAACUGUAAUAUUCAUCUUUGAUAACUAAUCACUGAACUAUAUUCAGUUAUAGAUACUAAUGGACCUAAACAGAUUAAUUUGGGGGAUAUUCUGGUCUUCCCUGUUGUAUCUCCACCUUAACUUUUAAUAUUUUUAGUAAUGCGUAUACUAUGCCUUCAUCUCGUCUCAAUUAUAAGUGCAGGUCAAAUUUCAUUGGUGAGCCAUUUGUCCUAAAUUACUCCCUACUCCUACAACAUUCACCCACUGGCAUCCUGUCAGCCUAAACUAUGCAAUAAAAGGAGGCGUUGACAACAGCUGCUCCUUCUGACUCAUCUCUCUCCCAGCCUUACUAUAAAGAAUGUUACUAUAAUUCUUUAGAAGCGAGUAAGUUUGCUGAUGUAGACUUAUUAGUAAGAAAACUCGAGGAACAGUGGGUGGCUUCUUAUGGGCAUGCAAAUGUGCUUACCCCCCACCCCCAUUGCGUAUGCCUACGUGUUUUAAAGAAGGUCUCAUUUUGCUAGAGCUGAUGCUGAAGCCUCUUGCACGCACAGUUUGGAAUAUAUCCAGUUGUUACCUUAAUACAGGCAUCCCCAAACUUCGGCCCUCCAGAUGUUUUGGACUACAAUUCCCAUCAUCCCUGACCACUGGUCCUGUUACCUAGGGAUUGUGGGAGUUGUAGGCCAAAACAUCUGGAGGGCCGCAGUUUGGGGAUGCCUGCCUUAAUACCUGUUCCAAUGGCACAACAGGUUAUUUAUCGGGGGGCAGAUGAUGAGGUUGGCAUUGUUGAAGAUUCAUUCCCCAUGUCUGCUGUCAUGGGAUUGUUGUCUAUCACAUGAUGGUAUAUGUUUUCAUUCCACAGAGUGGGAAGUGACGAAGACAGGAUGUUUGUGUUACUGUGUUUCCUGAAGUGGGACUAAUGUCAUUUGUUCUUUCUCUUUGCUGUCUGAUGCUAGAGAGAGAGGG